UUGCCAACUGCCCUCCCUCUUCUAUGCGGCCCCUGGAGACACACCCCUGGGGCUCAUGCGCAAGCGCCGUUCUACCCAACUUGCGGUCGGCUAUCUCGUUACGCAUGCCUGGGCGGCGGCGGGGUGCUCUACGCAACUUACCGCCGGAAGUUCGGCGGCCAUCACCAAAGAGUGCAGCUGAAGAAACACUUAAGUUCUGGAAAUAGCGACUCAGUAUCAUGGCUGGCAGCCCUAAUGAAGAUUCAGAAGGAAGCAGAAUCACUUAUGUGAAAGGAGACCUUUUUGCAUGCCCCAAAACAGACUCUUUAGCCCACUGUAUCAGUGAGGACUGCCGAAUGGGCGCUGGGAUAGCUGUCCUCUUCAAGAAGAAAUUUGGAGGGGUGCAGGAACUGUUAAAUCAACAAAAAAAGUCUGGAGAAGUGGCUGUUCUGAAGAGAGAUGGGCGAUAUAUAUAUUACCUGAUUACAAAGAAAAGGGCUUCACACAAGCCAACUUAUGAAAACUUACAGAAGAGUUUAGAGGCCAUGAAGUCCCAUUGUCUGAAGAAUGGAGUCACCGACCUCUCCAUGCCAAGAAUUGGAUGUGGUCUUGAUCGUCUGCAAUGGGAAAACGUAUCUGCGAUGAUUGAGGAGGUCUUUGAGGCAACAGACAUCAGAAUUACUGUGUACACACUCUGAACAGAUGAGCAUUUUGGAUGUGUCUGCCUUCUGCGUCAUCUGGGCCAUAGGACUGAAGCAAACUGACCUUAAAAUGGUCAGAGGAAAGUUUCACGUGAAGUAGUGUGUCAUAGGCCAGACUUGGGUUGCUGUAUUUUCACGAUUGGACUGGGACUCUGGAGGAGGGGUUGCUUGGGAAAUGUUACUGGGAAAUUUUUUUUUUUUUUUUUUUUUUCCAGGAAGGUAAGGAGUAGAUGGCCUGAUAAUAGGUGAGGAAACCAAAUAUUGGGCCCAUGACCCCUGUUUUGCCUGGGAUGCUAUUUGAUAUGUUUGGGUUGCCACUGGGUGGCAGCAUUGCUUCUACUUCUCUGCUGUUGAAGAGAAAUUUCAGGAUGGAUGAACAUUUUAAUUUUGCAUCUUUUGUCAUUUGUGCACUUACUUGGUGUUAUCCUUAUGUCAUCAGAUUCAUCCUAGGAGAGAAUUACGGGUUUGGUUUUGUUUAAAUUACAAAAGAGAGUUUUAUGUUAUCAGCAAGGCAUUUGUGGUGACAAGAAUGGAAAAAUAAAUCUCUUUUUUGGGGGGUCCAAUGCACAUUGGAGGUUCUGUGUGCAUGUCUGUGUUGUUCUGGACUUGGGUAAUGGAGGAUUCAUCUGUAACUUAAUUUGGAGGAGUCAGAUAGAGGGUCCAGUAGGAAGAGCAGCAAGGUGAGAAUAAGACAUGAGAAUGGGCGGGAGCUGUGGGUCAGCACACUGGAAAGGCAGGCUUUUAGAGUCUCCUCGUGGUGAACUCUUGCUCUCUUCUGUCCCCCAUAUAGUUUCUGCGAUUGAACCCGUCUGAAUUCAGUCAUGAAACAAAUAAUAUAUGUGAAAUACGUGGCAAAGUUCUUAGUGUGGAGUAAUGACUCAAUAAAUCAGCAGUUCUCAACAAAACCCAUAUGAAUCUCUUUAAAAAAAAAAAGGCCCAUUUACUCCAAAAAGAAUUGUAAUUUGGUAGUGGGGGGCAGGGGAGAGUAGCCAGGGUUCUUUGUGUUUUUAAGCUCCAGAGGAUUCUGAUGUGUAGCCAGCUGGGAUUGAAACCAGUAAAUAUUAGUCUUCUUUUCUUCUAAGCUAAGAGAGCAGUGCUUUGUCCACUCUUGAUUUCCAUGGUGGAAGAAUAAGGUUCAUGGGUUUAACCAGUGGUUCAGUAUCAGAGGUAUAGGGAAAACUAGUAGUAUGUUUCAACCCUCUGCUCCCUUACUGUGGUGUGGAGUUCAAAGAGACCUACUAUUGAUUUUCUCCCUGGAGUGAAUUCUGGGUCUGUCAUAGGACUUGCUGCUUUCCCAAAUGUUAAAAAACUGGAUUUUAGAAGGGGCUUGUUGAAACACCAGAAAAGCACUGGUUAAAUAUAAUCUUUGUACUUUAAAUGUGUACUUAUCACAUCUCCGCCUGAUAUGAGGCAGCAGUUUCAAAAGUAUUUCACUUCUUUUGUAUCUCUGUGUGUAACAGACAAGUUCGCCAUGUUGUUGGGGAGGGGCAAUGCCGGGGCAAGUUCAUUGUCAAACUUAGAUUAAGGCUUUUCUUGGAACUUGGUUUCUGUUCACAAACACACAGUAAAAUUGAAGGAAAGAAAAAGGGAGAGAAUGUCUAUACAAAACUGAAAAUGAGUGGGGUGGUAAGAGGAAACAGAAUUAAAGUAUUUUGCUUAACUAUGCAAAUAAAUCUUAACACUGGGUCAAAACAUUGGUUUUCUAGGCUCCUUCCACAUUUUAAGGGGUUAGUGUCAAUUUUUUUCAUGGAGUAUGAGCCUUGUUCAUAUUUGUUUUAACAAAACCUAGCCUUGUGGAGGUCUGGCUGUGAGUAGAAUGCAGCAGGGAUGUGAUAAAGUACUUUGUCAUUUGCAGAUAGUCUUGGGGUCAAAUUCCGAUGACUUAUCACACUUGAAGCCUGGGGAAUGGAGGCAUGGCCUGAUAAUCAGAAUGGACACAUUAUUCCUGGAAACCUAGUUGGAGUCUGGGAAACACCCAGAAAUUCACAUGUGAAAUUUUACUUCUACAUAAGGACUCAAACAAGCCUUUUAAGAAAUGAGACAUUUGACACCAUCCUGCCAUUGCCAUCAAGUAGCACAUACUGACUACUCUUAAAGCGUUAUGUGUAUCUGAACAUUGAAAUCCUACUUCUCGCCCUUUCCUCUUUAAUCAAGGGGCUAAUUGCUUAUGAAUUGGCAACUGGGAUGUUUAUAUACCUUAGAAACAGAUUUCUUGUGCCUUUUGUUUCAUCCUGUGCCAUAUUCCUUGUCUUCAGAGGAGGGAAAAGAUACUCAUUUAUGAGUUAUCUCAGAAGAAAAUAUUUUAUGAAGGUCAAGACCAAGGUGUGAAGUCUGCAUGGGAGAGUUAGUACAUUCCGUGUUGCCUAGGCAAGUUCUGGUUUAAGCCUUCCUUGCACUUUAUAU
Messenger RNA from Hippopotamus amphibius kiboko, 3083 nucleotides. RefSeq names its product O-acyl-ADP-ribose deacylase 1 (gene OARD1). NCBI's taxonomy places the organism in Eukaryota, Metazoa, Chordata, Mammalia, Artiodactyla, Hippopotamidae. The transcript has 6 exons. Gene Ontology annotation, biological process: peptidyl-glutamate ADP-deribosylation. The record is from RefSeq and is a predicted model, not a curated record. The coding region runs from base 219 to 677 and encodes 152 amino acids.